AAUGGACUGUCACUCCUAUCCUCAUGCUCUUGCUUCCGGAGGCGAAUCUCAAUCUCUGUUGCCGCUCAGUAGUGGAUUGCCGGCCUCUGCUGCGGGCGGCGCCGUUGGGUAGGGGCCCGCGGAGAGCUCGCUGCCUGGAGGCAUUCUGUAAAACUUCAAGAUGAGCCCAACACAGUGGGACUUCCCUGUGGAACUAUGUUGUCGACCUAUGGCCUUUGUAACCCUCACUGGCUUGGAUGUAGUAUAUAAUGCUGUUCAUCGUGCAGUUUGGGAUGCCUUUUGUGCAAACAGGAGAGCUGACCGAGUACCAAUUUCUUUCAAAGUUCUUCCUGGUGACCAUGAAUAUCCAAAAUGCAGAACAAAGAGAACAUCCUAUGAGUGGUACAUUCCAAAAGGGAUAUUAAAGACUGGCUGGAUGAACAAACAUCUGAAUCUGGUGCCAGCUCUUGUUGUGGUGUUCUAUGAACUGGACUGGGAUGAGCCACAGUGGAAAGAAAAACAGUCAGAAUGUGCUACUAGAGUUGAAAUUGUCAGGCAAAGUUUGCAGGGAAGAAACACAAAAGUUGCUGUGGUUUUGAUUCAAAAGAAAACACCCUUACCUCCAGGGGAAGAUGUUAUUGCUUCAGAAAGAGCAGCAGCUUUAUGUAAUGCUUGUGACCUCUCUGGAAAAUCCUUGUUUGUGCUACCACACACUGAUCAUCUGGUUGGUUAUAUUAUAAGAUUAGAGAAUGCUUUUUAUGAGCAUGCACAGACCUACUACUAUACAGAAAUAAGAAGGGUAAAAUCUCAUAAAGAAUUCUUGAAUAAAACAACACAUCAGCUUUUAUUUGUGAGACAUCAGUUCAAAAUAGCAUUCUUCAGUGAGCUGAAACAGGAUACACAGAAUGCUCUAAAAAAUUACAGAACUGCAUAUAAUCUUGUACAUGAAUUGAGGGCGCAUGAAACGAACAUGUUGGAAAUCAAGACCAUGGCAGGAUUUAUAAACUACAAGAUUUGUCGCCUCUGUUUUCAGCAUAACACCCCAUUGGAUGCAAUUGCUCAGUUCAGGAAGCACAUUGACUUGUGCAAGAAAAAAAUAGGCAGUGCAGAGUUGGCUUUUGAGCAUGCUGCCUGGAUGUCUAAACAAUUUCAGGCCUUUGGAGACUUGUUUGAUGAGGCUAUUAAACUAGGCUUGACAGCAAUUCAGACUCAGAAUCCAGGUUUCUAUUACCAGCAAGCGGCAUACUACGCACAGGAGCGGAAGCAACUAGCAAACAUACUCUGUAACCAUGACUCUUCUAUCAGCUAUCCCAAUCCGGAUCCACUGGAAACUCAAACUGGAGUGCUUGACUUCUAUGGACAGAGAUCAUGGCGUCAGGGAAUACUAAGCUUUGAUCUUUCUGAUCCAGAAAAAGAAAAGGUGGGAAUUCUAGCCCUGCAACUAAAAGAGAAAAUUGUUCCUCACUCUGAGUUAAUAAUCACUUUGCUGAGUAAUGCUGUAGCACAGUUCAAGAAAUACAAAUGUCCAAGGAUGAAGAGUCACUUAAUGGUUCAGAUGGGUGAAGAAUAUUAUUAUGCUAAAGAUUACACCAAAGCUCUGAAGCUGUUAGAUUAUGUCAUGUGUGAAUACCGUAGUGAAGGAUGGUGGACUCUCCUUGCUUCCAUAUUGACCACAGCUCUCAAAUGUUCUUACCUUAUGGCACAAUUAAAAGAUUACAUUACUUAUUCUCUAGAGCUGUUGGGUAGAGCAUCCACUUUAAAAGAGGACCAGAAGUCUCGGAUAGAAAAGAACCUGAUUAAAGUUCUUAUGAAUGAGAGCCCAGAUCCUGAACCUGAUUGUGAUGCUUCUGCUGUGAAAACGUCACAGAAGCUGUGGACUGACCGCGUUUCCCUAGCAGGCAGCAAUAUUUUUACAAUAGAAGUUCAAGAUUUUGUACCAUUUGUGCAAUGCAAAGCAAAGUUUCUUGCUCCAAGUUUUCAUGUUGAUGUUCCUGUUGAGUUCGAUAUUUACUUGAAAGCUGAUUGUCCUCAUCCAAUCAGGUUUUCUAAACUAUGUGUCGGCUUCAAUAACCAGGAAUACAAUCAGUACUGUGUGGUAGAAGAAGCAUAUCAGAAAAGUGAUAUUCUGGAAUAUUCAUCCCAGGGACCAGUGUGCCUAGUCCCUGGUAAAACAAGAAAAUUCACUUUCAGAUUUGUUGCAAAAAGUGAAGAUGUGGGAAAGAAGAUUGAGAUCACCUCUGUGGAUUUAAUCCUGGGCACCGAUACUGGCAGAUGUGUGAUUCUGAAUUGGCGUGGAGGAGGAGGAGAUGCUGCUUCAUCUCAAGAAGCAUUGCAGGCAGCUCGCUCCUUCAAACGGCAACCUAAACUUCCAGAUAAUGAGGUUCACUGGGACAGCCUGACUAUUCAGGCAAACACUAUGAUCAUUUCUAGAGUGCCAAAUAUUUCUGUUCAACUCCAGCAUGAACCUCCUGCCCUGACUAAUGAAAUGUAUUGUUUGAUUGUGACAGUCCAGUCACAUGAGAAGACAGUUGCCAAAGAUGUGAAGCUCACAGCAGGUUUAAAACCAGGGCAAGAUGCCAAUCUGACUCAGAAAACUCAUGUGACCCUUAAUGGAACAGAAAUCUGUGAUGAUUCUUAUCCUGCAUUGCUUCCUGAUAUCCCUGUAGGAGAUUUACAGCCAGGAGAAAAGCUGGAAAAAGCAGUAUACAUUCGUUGUGGAACAGUUGGUACCAGGAUGUUUCUGGUCUAUGUUUCCUAUUUAAUCAGUGCUACGGUUGAGGAAAAAGAGCUAAUCUGCAAGUGCCACAGGGAUGAAACUGUAACUAUAGAAACUGUAUUUCCCUUUGAUGUUGCUGUUAAAUUUGUUUCUUCAAAGUUUGAACAUUUAGACAGAGUCUUUGCAGACAUACCCUUUUUACUGAUGACAGACAUUCUGAGUGCUUCACCUUGGGCUCUCACUAUUAUAAAUAGCCAGCUACAACUUUCGGCUUCCAUGGUACCAGUAGACCAACUGGAAUCUUUUGUGGAGAAUGUUGUUUUGCAGACAGGCGAGAGUGCUAGUGAAUGCUUUUGCCUUCGGUGUCCACCAGUUACUAAUGGUCAAAGUGGAGUGGCUACCGGACGUUAUGUAAUCUCCUGGAAAAGGAGUUCAGCUGUGGAAAGUGUACCUGUGGUUUGUACUGUGAUCACUCUACCACAUGUGAUUGUAGAGAGCAUCCCACUCCAUGUUAAUGCAGAUCUGCCAUCAUUUGGUCGAGUCAGAGAAUCCUUGCCUGUCAGAUAUCACUUGCAAAACAAGACCAGUUUAGUCCAGGAUGUGGAAAUAUCAGUGGAGCCAAGCGAUGCCUUCAUGUUUUCAGGUCUUAAACAGAUACGAUUGCGAAUCCUUCCUGGCACACAGCAGGAAAUGUUAUAUAACUUCUACCCUCUCAUGGCUGGAUAUCAGCAGUUACCAUCUCUUAAUAUCUUGCUGCGGAUCCCAAACUUCACUAAUCAGUUGCUCAGACGAUUCAUACCAACGCACAUUUUUGUAAAGCCACAAGGUCGCCAAGCUGAUGAUACUUCUAUCGCAGCUGCAUAACUGCAGACAUGGACUUAUGCACUAGAAGGAAAUGGGAUGUUGCACAGAAUGUAUAAAAUUUUGCUCUUUGAACCAUAGCUUUGAUCAAACUUUACAAAUUAAACUUUUAUUUUUAAAUUACAAUUAUGACCGCUGUUAGCAGAACUAAUGUUUAAACACUUAGUUUUUCAUAAAAUUUCACUAAUGAAUAAAUAUACGGAAUAAGUUGGUGCUCUGUUUAACGUGAACAUUCUUUCUCUUGAAGUUAAUUUCAUGAAUGUUAAAUGCUUUUAAGUAGUAGUAUUAUAUGGAAUGUCUUGAGAAUGAAAAUGAAGAAAACCAAGUUCACUUGCCCAAAAAAGAGAAGUGCCACUUUCUUCAUUAAUGAUGGCUUGAGGUGCAAUGUCUGUGCUUUUUGUUAUCAGGAUUUACAGCAUUGAAAGUCAUCGUAUCUGAUAAACUUAUUUUUUUGCCGUUUAUAUUCAGAGGCUAGAACAGUGUGCAGCAGCCUGGACUCUCAGAUCUAUAAAUGACUUACUACUACAGAUGGAACUGUUGGCAUUGAGUGGCUUCCUAAUGCUUAAGCAGAGUCAUUAAUUUAAAAGGCUCUCUUUUUACCAGGAGAACUGUUCUUCAAAAUGUUUCACUCAGCAGUGACUAGUCAGUAAAAUAUGGAGUCUUUGUGAGCAGCUUCAUUAAGUACAGUUGUACUAUCCAACAUUAACUUGAAAUGGUUUGAAUUGUUAAAAAUGCAUUGCUUCCAGGUUAAAGAAACGUUUUGACAGUAUUCUGCUGUGUCAGUUUAGAGGUACAUCCUUGUGUAGCUUCACAAGCUGGUAUUUAAAAUAUUCACAGUAAAUCAUGUAAAUAAAAAUUAUGUUGUGAAAUCUUCCAUUGUUUAACUUUCUAAAUAGUUAAAUUAAAGAAGUGAAUUUUGA
Molecule: messenger RNA, 4476 nt
Organism: Caretta caretta (loggerhead turtle)
Lineage: Eukaryota; Metazoa; Chordata; Testudines; Cheloniidae
Gene: TRAPPC11
Product: trafficking protein particle complex subunit 11
Source: RefSeq, a predicted model, not a curated record